AUGCCACCAAAGAAAGCUGCAGCCAACGGCGAAGCCACUGAUGGAGCCUUCAAGUGGGAAGGUCCAAACGACCUCAAGCUACUCCUCCUAACCCAAGGCCGCUACGUCAAGCCCGAAGAGUACGAGCAGCUCUCCACUGCCUUCCCAGGCACCAAAGUCGGCAGCAUCCGCAAUCACAUCUCCAUCCUCCGCAUCAAACAACGCGACCUCUACGAGCAACUUGGCUGGACCCUCCCCGAAGGCGGCACCGGCCCCAGCACCCAGAAGAAGACGCCCAAGAAGCGCACUGCAGACGGGUCUGAGGCGGGCGAUACAGCGCGGGACACGCUAAGCAAGAAGACGCCUAGGUCGGCGAGGAAGCGCAGCGCAGACGCAGACGACGACGGCGUGGACACGCCGAGUAAGAAGCCGCGCGCGAGGAAGGGAGGGAAGGGUACGGGUGUCAAGAAGGAAGAGAAAGAGGAAGAGGAGGAAGAGGUGCUUGAUACCAUCUUGGGCAGCGUCAAGGAGGAAGAAGGGGUUGAAGAUGAGAUCUGA
This is a messenger RNA of Bipolaris oryzae ATCC 44560, 537 nucleotides long. RefSeq lists its product as uncharacterized. Lineage: Eukaryota; Fungi; Ascomycota; Dothideomycetes; Pleosporales; Pleosporaceae. Bases 1 to 537 code for a protein of 178 amino acids. The record is from RefSeq and is a predicted model, not a curated record. The transcript has 4 exons.